AUGGUGGGGUCUGGUUAUGAACGGUUGGUGGAGGAAGUUGAGUGUUUUGCUGACUUGAAUGUGUUGACCAUUAGAGUCUAUGAUUGUGAAGAUCUUGAACAACUGAAGAUUGAACGCGCAGAGAUUGCAAGUGCAGGGUGCUUUCGAAGCGUUACGUUUGUAAAACUAGCACGUUGCCCGAAAUUGAAGGAUGCAACACGGAUAUUAUUUGUUCCACUCUUGGUUAAACUGGCCAUACAUGAAUGCCAAGAUUUGGAAGAAGUCAUCGGCGAGGAUAAACUCGAUGAAGUCGUCAAGCUGACGGAAAGUUCGAACGUGUUUUCAGAGCUAGAGGCUUUCGAUCUGCAAAAACUGCCUAAACUGAAGACGAUAUACAUGGAUGCUCUGCCAUUUCCGAUGCUGAAGGAAGGGGAAAUAUGCUGCAAGAGGAAAUGUGUUCAUUCUUCUUUUAAUACCAAACAUUGUGGUGUAUGGCGAUGGAUCAAAAGGGCGGGUGAGGAUAAUCACCUCUUCUGA
Messenger RNA from Hibiscus syriacus, 516 nucleotides. RefSeq names its product probable disease resistance protein At4g14610. The record is from RefSeq and is a predicted model, not a curated record. The coding region runs from base 1 to 516 and encodes 171 amino acids. The transcript is spliced from 3 exons. NCBI's taxonomy places the organism in Eukaryota, Viridiplantae, Streptophyta, Magnoliopsida, Malvales, Malvaceae.